Molecule: messenger RNA, 525 nt
Organism: Camellia sinensis
Lineage: Eukaryota; Viridiplantae; Streptophyta; Magnoliopsida; Ericales; Theaceae
Source: RefSeq, a predicted model, not a curated record
AUGAAAGAAUUUCCAAUAGAUAUGCAACUUCGUCAUUUACAAAGAUUAAAAUCCCUACAGAAGUUGAAAAUAUCUAGGUCAGGAUACAUUGUACAAAGUAAAAUUUAUGAUUCACCUAAGCAAGCACAACUAUUUGCCAAGCGGACAACACUGACAAGAUUAUUCACCAAGCAGCAUGAUCCAGAACUUCCUCACCAAUUAGAACUUCCUUCAUCGUUGCAAAAACUAGAGCUUGAGUGUUUCCUUGAGAUAACUACACCCAGUUGGUUGUGGGUUGACAAUUUGAAGAACUUGAAGAAACUUUAUAUCAAAGGAGGACUAUUGUGUAAUAUGGACGAAAUAGUAGCUAUGACAGUUGAAAUUUUACAAUUGAAGUACUUGACUAACUUAGAGAUGCCUUGGAAAGACGUUAUGAUGUUAUUUCCCAAUUUGAUUUACUUGGAGAAAGUAGAAUGUCCCGACCUUAAUUCCUUCCUGUGUGAUCAGAAUGGUGUUUGGAUGAGCAAACACAACAUCAAGAAAUAG